Molecule: messenger RNA, 919 nt
Organism: Austrofundulus limnaeus
Lineage: Eukaryota; Metazoa; Chordata; Actinopteri; Cyprinodontiformes; Rivulidae
Gene: smim24
Product: small integral membrane protein 24
Exons: 3
Coding region: 148-399 (83 amino acids)
Source: RefSeq, a predicted model, not a curated record
ACACCCAGAUACCUCCCACAAUGAACCUGUGGACUAUGAACUGUGGACUACACACAGAGACAGGACGUGCACAUUGUUCACGUGUUGCUCAGCAGCCGGGGUAAACUGGACGCUCAGUGUUUGUCAGCUGGAUCUGUUAAACUCAGGAUGAAUUUGCUCCUGCUGUGUGUUCUGCUGUGCAUCACCAGCUGCUCAGCGGACAAAGGUGCAGCCAGGGCUCGUUCAGUGACUCUUCAGCCCUGGUUGGUGGGUCUGUCUGCUGUUGUUGGUUUCCUGUUUCUUGUCUUCGUUAUCGUGAUCAUUAAAAGGCUUCUUAAAAAAGACAGGAAGGAUGAAGAGGGCUGGAAUUAUGAUGAUCUAAAGUCAGARGAAGGUGACUUUACAGAAACCAUUAUGUAGAAACCCACCUGCUUCGAGAACCACUCUACACACACGUCACAGUCAUCAGAUUAGUUGUGACGGUCACAUCGGGGCUAUUUUUGAUGAAAAAUCCUAAUUUUACUGGUAUACUGAACUUAACGAGAGCCAUCAACAAUGUCUUCUAUCAUCUUUAAAGUGAAAAGCUAAGGUUAUUUGUGUUUUUCUUUAUCUGUUUAUUUCUGUUUCUUUUUUUAAGAAACAUAAAUGCUUUUUAUUUAACAUGGACAGACACUGUACAUAGCUAAGAUUAUGAAAAUUCUCCAGUGUCCUACUGUUUGUAGAAACAAAAUGCUAAUUUGCAACACUAGAAUAUUAAAAUACAUUUUUAAAAAGUGUUAUUGUUAUACCAUUUCAAGGUCCACACUAUACAGUAUAUAAAUCACUUUUAUUUUUUUGUCAGUCCAGAAACGUUAAUACAUUUUAAAGCCCUUCAGUGAGUCUGGACAACUUUUGCUCAAGACAACUUUACAUGGUUUGAAUAAAAUUGGGAUGAAAUGAA